Onthophagus taurus is the source of this 1947-nucleotide messenger RNA. RefSeq names its product cytochrome P450 4C1-like. The record is from RefSeq and is a predicted model, not a curated record. Gene Ontology annotation, molecular function: monooxygenase activity; heme binding; iron ion binding. Lineage: Eukaryota; Metazoa; Arthropoda; Insecta; Coleoptera; Scarabaeidae.
ACGUUUAUUUCAAUAACUUAGACAAACUUAACACAAAUAUUUUAAAUAAAUUUAAAAAAACUUACAUAUAAAAUUAUGUAUCCUUUACAGGAAACGUUAUUAUCAAUUAUUAUAGUCAUAAUUGUUUAUUUCAUGUUCGAAUGGAUUACGAGAGAUAGAAAAAUCAGAAUUAUUAAUAAAAUUCCUGGACCUAUAAGAAUACCUAUACUUGGAACUAUCUAUAAACCUCUUUUAUUCCCAAGAGAAGAGCUUUUUAAAAGAGCGAAAGUAGAUAUAAGAGAAUAUGGUCCUAUUUUAAAAACUUGGCUUGGCAGCACUCCAGUUGUUCAUUUAUUUGAGCCAAAAGAUAUAGAGUUAAUUUUAAAUAAUUCCGUGCAAAUAACUAAAUCGUGGCUAUAUGAUACCGCUCGCCCAUGGUUAGGGGAUGGUUUAUUAACUUCAACAGGGCAAAAAUGGUUCACUCAUAGAAAAUUAAUAACGCCAACAUUUCAUUUUACAAUUUUGGAAAACUUUAUGGAAAUUUUCGUCGAAAAAAGCAAAUUAUUAGUGGGAAAUUUACAAAAUAAGGCAAAUCAAGAAGUUUUUGAUUUGUAUCCAUACAUUACUCACUGCACAUUGGAUAUUAUUUGUGAAACCGCCAUGGGAGUAGAAAUUAACGCAAUGAAUAAUCCAAAAAAUGAAUACGUAAAAAAUGUUUCUGAUAUUACUAAAGCAACUUUUGACCGUUUAAUGAAACCAUGGUUAAAAUCUGAUUUUAUCUAUUAUAAUACUAACCAAGGGAAACGAUACAAGAAAUAUUUAUCAAAUUUGCACGGAUUUACAACCAAAGUAAUAAAAGAACGGAAAGAGAAAUUGAUUACUAAAUCCAAAACCGAUCAAUCAAACGAAUCAAACUCAUCUGAACCGGAUGUAAUCGGUGGGAAAGUUCGAAAAGCGUUUUUAGAUCUUUUAUUGGAGUCUCCCAUUAAUUUAACCGACAUGGAACUAAGAGAAGAAGUGGAUACUUUCAUGUUUGAGGGUCAUGAUACAACAACGGCAGGUACGUGUUGGAGUUUAUUUUUAUUAGGAAAUCACCCUGAUAUCCAAGAAGAAGUAUUUCGGGAAAUUACCACCGUUUUUGAAGAGUCUAAUGAUGGUGAAACUUUAACCAUUAACGAUUUAGGAAAAUUAAAAAUGUUGGAACGGUGUGUUAAAGAAGCGUUAAGAUUGUUUCCAAGUGUACCGGUGAUAGGCAGAAAAUUAACCACCGACGUUAAAUUAGAAAAUUAUUUACUCCCCGCUGAUUGCACGAUAAAUUUGGAAAUUUUUAUAACGCAUCAUGACAAAAACAUCUACCCUGAUCCGGAAAAAUUCGACCCCGAUCGAUUUUUACCUGAGAAUAUAAAAAAUAGACACCCUUAUGCAUAUAUUCCUUUUAGUGCUGGACCUAGAAAUUGUAUAGGACAAAAAUUUGCAAUGUUCGAAGAAAAAACUAUACUCGCCUAUAUUUUAAAGCAUUACAAAGUUACCGCAAUUGAAUCUCAAGAAACAGUUAAACCAAUGAUGGAGUUAAUUUUAAGACCUAAGAAUGGACUUUUAGUUAAGUUGGAACCAAGAAAAUCUUAAUAAUCAAUGUUAUUAUACCGGGAAUUUCAUAUAACUCGCACUUGGACUGUCCCACAUAAAAUGCAUCAUAGCUUAAUAGUAUAGUCAUUGGGUAGUUUUUCGGCCGUAUUAAGAGACGCACGGCUAAACCCGAAUGUUUCUAAUUUUAGAAAUAGUGUUAGUUCUACUUUUCGUCCAAUCAAAAUAUACCACUAACGCUGAAUAACAAUUAAAACUAAUACUAGACCUAGAUCUAGAAAUAUUCAGAUUUAGCCACACAUCUUUCAAGACGACUAAACCCGAAUGAUUCUAGUUCUAGAUGUUAUGUUAGUUUUAGUGACAGUGCUAGUGCAAAACUAGAAC